CAAAAUGAUGCAAAUUUCUUGUAAAAUGCAUAGAUCAAUUCAAGGCAAUAUAUGAAGAGGGUAUGCCGAUGUACCGGAGGCCAUUCAUGAAGGGGAAGUUGUAUAUCCAUUUCACUGUGGAAUUCCCAGACUCUCUGAGCCCAGAGCAGGUUAAGGCUCUGGAGGCGGUAUUGCCACCGAAGCCAUUGACAGAAAUGACAGAUAUGGAACUCGACGAGUGUGAGGAGACGACUUUGCAUGAUGUCAACAUUGAAGAGGAGAUGCGGAGAAAGCAGAUGCAUGAGGCAUAUGAUGAGGACGAGGAUAUGCAUGGCGGCGGUGGAGCUCAGAGAGUGCAGUGUGCCCAGCAGUGAGUAUGAUUUUUGAACAUUUUCGUCGUUAAACGAAGAUGAUUGCAGGACUAGUUAAGUAACAAUUAGUCUGUACUGGUGGCUUGAAACCUCAAAACUGUGUGUUGUUUGAUUUCCUGGGCAGGUAUAUCAUGUUUGCUCUGGGAAAACAUUUUGUUAUAAAAAUGUGAACUUCGUUCUUUGUGAACUUCAUUGGCUCUUUUAUUUGUUCUUCA
This is a messenger RNA of Camellia sinensis, 565 nucleotides long. The record is from RefSeq and is a predicted model, not a curated record. Lineage: Eukaryota; Viridiplantae; Streptophyta; Magnoliopsida; Ericales; Theaceae.